AUGCUCAAUAGGCAAGCAUGUAUUCUUGUGAACGAAAUAUCUACCCUCCGUCGUCACGCUGAGGCAAAGUUCCCUGGCAAGUAUUGGAAAUGGGCCAAAGAACAUUCGUUUGAGUCAAUGCUUCCCGGUGACGUCAAGGCCUGCAAGGACAAACAGCAGAGCAUUAAUGCGCAUCUGACUGAGCGGAAGCUCGCUGAAAAAGUGGUUUCAUAUUCGGAUAAGUUGUUCAAACAGGCUGUGAUCGAGUGGCUUGUGGCCACUGACCAGCCAAUUCAAGCACUCGGGCAUCUGAAGUUCAAAGAAAUGAUUGAUGUCGCUGCUCGAGCAACCAAUGGCAUCAAAAUUCCAGGCAGGAAGGCGACUUGUGCACAGAUAGUGAGAACGUUCAAAGCUCAUCUUACAGGGCUCAGGAAUAGACUCAAUGUAAGUAAUGUUCAUGAUAUUGCUCUAUCUACUCAACUAAUGGGAGAUAAAUGUAGGGCGCCACUGUUAAGGGUGCUAUCAAUACCACCUGUGAUGCAUGGCAGGCCGAAAAUACUGACGGUUACUUCGCCAUCACAGGACAUUGGAUCGAAGAGAAGGUUACCAUGCAAUGGGAACUCGAGAGUGCGCUGCUUGGAUUCACUCAAGUCAACAAUGCCCACACAGGCAAGCGUCUUGGUGGCGCUUUGUUCAAAAUCCUUGAUCGUGUUGGUGUCGCACACAAGGUAA
Molecule: messenger RNA, 711 nt
Organism: Suillus plorans
Lineage: Eukaryota; Fungi; Basidiomycota; Agaricomycetes; Boletales; Suillaceae
Exons: 2
Coding region: 1-711 (236 amino acids)
Source: RefSeq, a predicted model, not a curated record